Molecule: messenger RNA, 5708 nt
Organism: Lymnaea stagnalis (great pond snail)
Lineage: Eukaryota; Metazoa; Mollusca; Gastropoda; Lymnaeidae
Source: the annotation of a GenBank genome assembly
AUCAGCAACGGAAACAGAUGUUGGGAGUAUGGCAGGUGAGUUGUUGUUUUUUUGCUCUCAAUAUUGUAAAUAUUUUUUAUUUUUUUUUAACGUUACCGGUACUGUAAUUAUUUAUAGAAUCUUUUCCCCCUUUUUUAUAUUUAAACCCGCUUUUCAGUGCAUCCUAGUUGCUGUUCAUGUGGUUUUAGUAUUGGGUGACCCAAUCAUGAACUGGAAAAUACGGGACACGCCCGAGGAGGGUUUGGUGGGGGGGGGGGGGGGAUAUCCCCCCGCUAAAGAGGGGUCCGGGGGGCCUCGGCCGGAAACUGUUUAUUAAAACAUGCUCAUUUGAACUAGUUUGAGACCUAGAAAUCUUUUUAAUUGUACCUUCACUUUUGUCAUUUAAUUUAAACUCUGAGGCAUAUCAUCAGCGAAAAUAAUAUUUUCGCAGUAAAUACUUAUUUCUUUAUGUAUACAAGAUCUACCGCAGGGACACUGGUUGACUCAGUGUCGGCAGAGUGGUGGAGGGGGGGGAACGGUGCAGCGAUCACGCGAGCCCACAUUACUACUGCCACUGGCUACACAGCUUGCCAAAAUAUUACUUGAAGUUAUUAGGAGGUUUUAGUGAUUUGAAAAUGUGUUUGUUUUUAGAAACGGGACAUUUAGGCGUCCCGAGAGACUUUUUCGGGACACCGGGUACGAUCGGGAAAUAACGGGACAAUCCCGCUCCUUCACGGGACGUUUGGUCCCCCUUCUUUGAUAGAUCUUAAAUAUACAAGGUGACAAUGUUCACCGACUCUCAGUCCUUUAUUUAGAAUCAACUUUUAAUGGGUGAGCACUUUAAGCCUAUACUCAAUGUCUUACCAGUUGAAUUCCUUGGAGCAGCAACGGAGCACCUGCGGAGAUGCUCUAGGGGAGCCCUGAGGUCUGCGGGGCUUCGCGGAGCACAGGAUGGGGAACAACUGUCCUUAGUUGUUGUUUUUUUGACCCACCAUUGGGAUCUUAUUUUUCUGUCAUUCCCACAGCUAACGAAAAGCUUAUCAUUGGCCUGUCAGUCGGCAUCCCACUGUUUGCCCUGGUCUUUCUCGGCACAGGCAUUCUCGUGGUCAUCUGCAGGAAGAAAUCGUCAGGGACUUCGAUGACGUCAUGGGAUGACUAUUUAAAGUGAGUGGUUUUAUAGAGACUUUGAAAAAAUAUGUUACUCUCUAAACUAAACCGUUAAAAUCAUCAGUCGUUAGAUUUAGCUUGUGUUAAAUUAUCUAGAAUCUAACAAUGGUGAUGUUGUAGGUUAUGGUAAUAAGGAGGAGAGACUGCCAUCAGGUUAGGUAAAAGGAAGUGAGCGAAAGAAAGUAUGGGUGAACCUGAAAAAAACAACAACUAAAGAUGCAACAAAACAACGAACGUGUCGGCAAGAAGCCUUCAUCGGCGCACACACAAAAGUAAAAACAAAAUAAAAAACAAUAACACUUAGCUGCAUUGCAGUAUCCGAGAGGACAGCAAGAGGAAUGUGACACCAUAUAAGUAGGAUAUAAUAACAUAUUUGUUUGACUCAAUCGUAUACACAAGUGAGUUGUUGUUUUUUUCAGUGAUGAAUUGAUAGGUAAAUUAUUAUGCAGUACUAAGUAAGCAAGUUAUAUAAAAUAUGUUUUUAAAAAUAUUAACCGAAGAAAGAUAUAAUGUUCAGUAAUUCAACUUCAAUGGUGAUAGAGCUUCUUAUGGACUGAGUCCAUUGAUUGACCACCACAUCAGAACCCCUGUCUCGAGACUCAACGUUAAAAUCUAUCGUGUCCUUAAGCAUUCGUUUUCUCAAUUUAUGUGUCUAUUUAUUUUGGAUUGGAUAAGAUUGGUGUUUUUUUCCCUUAUCAGCACAAUGCCAAAAGGUUACAUCAGAGAAGGUGAGGGUGUCAACACUGGAGCAGCCGAUAUGUCCACCGGGUCAGGUUAUCAGAAUACUAACGGCUCUAAGACGCCACCCAAUGAAUACGAGCCGAUGUUUGGAAGUGAAAGUAAAGAUAAUUUAACCAAAGGUCAGUUUUAAAGGAAGGUCAUUUUUCAAUGGCCUUUUUUUUUAAAGGGAUUCUGUAUCUGUGAUCAUGUUCGGCAAUAUCAUUUGAGACACAAGUACAGAGAGUUCAUUUUAGAUACAUGUAUAGAUCUAUCAUUUGAGACACAUUGUACAGGCCUAAUAAUUGAGACACGUUUUACAGGCAUAUCAUCUGAGACACUUUGUACAGACCUAUUAUUUGAGACACAAGUAAAGAUAUAUCCUUUGAGACACAUUGUACAGAUGUAUCAUUUGAGACACAUUGUACAGGCCAUUUAUCUGAGACGCAUGUAUGAGACACAUUGUGUGAGACACAUUGUGCAGACCUAUCAUUGAGACACAUUGUGCGGACCUAUCAUUUGAGACACAUGGUGCAGACCUAUCUUUUGAGACUCUGUGUCAUCUAACACACAUCCUACAGACCUAUCAAUUGAUGCACAUGUACAGACGUAUCACAUUGUGAGACCAUCCAGCCCUCGAUUAAGAUUGCAUUGUCUAGAGCAAAAAGCGUCAGACCACCCCCCCCCCCACAUCCGUACAUCAAAUUCUUUGUUUAACUUGCCCAGACUUUAGUUAACUCCAUGGUGGAUUGUAUCAGAUAUGUUUACUGUGACAGGCCAAUCUCGAUUUUUUAAAUAAAAUGUUGUUGUUGUUGUUUUACGAUAGACACUACAGGACCUGAUCAAAUAUGACCUAUGCAACGAAUUGUUGAAACAUUUCACAAUGUAAAAUCUGUUUUAUUUCGUUCAAACCACAGGUCCCCAACCAGCCAACUUUUCCUGGGAUUUCCUAGAUAGGGCAUAUCCCAACAGGGAGGUAAGUACAAUCACAAAGGGGCCACUAUUAGUGUGCUGAAACACAUGUCAUCAUUUUGAAAAUAAACAUUUAAAAAAAUCGUUCCUCUGAUUGUCAAACUUAUGCCGCCAACAUUUUAUCACGUAUUAUAUAAACUGGUAGCUAAAUCAUGGUUAGGUCGAAUGUUUUAUUUUUAAUUAUUAAAAUUGGUAGCUAAAACUAAAUCAUGGUUAAUGGUUAGGUCGAAUGUUUUAUUUUUAAUUAUUAAAAUUGGUAACUAAAUCAUGAUUAGGACAAUGUCAAAUAAUUAAUUAUUAAAAUUGGUAGCUAAAUCAUGGUUUGGACAAUGUUAAAUAUUUAAUAAUUACAAUUUGUAACUAAAUCAUGAUUAGGACAAUGUCAUAUAUAUAUUUAAUUAUUCAAAUUUUUUACAAAAUCAUGGUUUGGACAAUAAUUGUUUAUUUUUUUAUGUGCCGACGAGAUCUUAAAUUGGGUUCCAAAUGUUCACCAUUAUAAUAUUGAUCAGAAAAUAAGGAGCCACCGCAUAUGUUCUACUUACAGUCAAGCUAUGUCGCUGAAACUAGGCACAUAGACUCGCCGCCGAUGACAACACAUUCUAUCAAAUUUUUUAACAACAAAAACACACCCCAUACACAUGUGCUACACAUUGAAACUAUUUAUAGUGUGUGACGUCAUGAAAUGAAAACAAAGACCAAAAUAUAAAAUAGCACAGCGAAACAAAUAUUAAUAUUUUCUUAAUAAAUGUCAUUUGUUUCUAUAUCGUUACAGACAUUUAAGAUUCAAAGACCCAAAUUGACUUAGUAAGCAUAAUUUAUAAUCUCAUUAAAAACGUACAUGUAUUUAUAAACAAUGACCUUUGCAUUAUAUAAAUAAUUGACCUUAUUGACAAAAUAAAUGUAUUAAUUAUAAGUAUAAGGCAUUAAAAAAAAGUGUAUAUCAAUUAUUAUUACACAACUGUUAACAUACUUUUUUAAAAAAUCAUAUAAUUUCAUACUUUUUUAUUUUUUUAUUAGUUUUAGAAGUCCAAAUUAGAACCUUUUAUAUAGACCAGAUUCCAUAGUUUACGAAGCUGUGGUAGUGGAAGGUAUCUUUGUAUUUCUUCCAAAUUUGUAAACGAGAGCUUUUUAAAAAAAUAUAUUUUAUCAACCAGAUACACUAAGUAAGACUAUUUAAAAUAAUGUAAUUACCAAUGCAUUUAUUUUCCCCCCAUUUCAGAAGCUCUCUAUCCAUAGACGUAGCUCCGGUCAUAUUUUUUUUUUUCACAAACAACGUCUCAAGCAACGGUACUAUUUAUAGCCUCUUCGGGACGUCCCCGUCAAACAGCAGCCGAAGAACUGUGAAUGGUUCAUAUGACUUGGAAGUGUUCACCUCAAUUUGUUUAUUUUGAUGAGUUUUUUUUAAUGUUUGUGCAAUUAAUUGUUCUUAAAUUAUUUCAGGUGGCUGGUCCACUACAAAAUUGUUAUUUGUCAUUAUUCCAAAUAGUAUUAAACUAUAAAUUGAUAAAGUUCUUGAUUCUGAAGCUAGAACCAAUCAGUGAAUCAGCGCGCUCUCUCGACAAAACAAAUUAGUUAAGGGAAUGUAAUAAAUGGAAUCAGAUCCACAAUGAAUGGAAGGAAUUUCAGGAGUUUAAGCAGCAUUGACAACUUUAAAAAAAAAAAGAUUCUAACUUCUUUCUGGAAAAUACUGACUUGUUGAAGACGAUUUUCUAGUUGAAGUCAUCCUAUCAAGAUGUAGCCUACUUCUUUUCAGUAGAAAGUUCGAGCUGUCAGCGUGGUAACCACGCAACCACUGCUAAAUGUGUAGGCGAUUGUCAGGAGUGGUGGACAGUAAGCGCCCCCCCCCCCACGAACAUAAAGACGAGAAAUUUAGAGUCCAUCAGUCGGCUUGAAAAUAUAAAAAAAAAAAGGAAAAUCACUGGCUGCAGGAGCUCUGCUUACAAAAAACCACUCAUUUAGAGAGUAUAGCUUUGAGUGACAUGAACUAGAAAAACAUCGAGGUAUAUCUUACACAAGUUGCCUUGAUAUCCCAUUGCUCCAGACACUGAAAUUCCGUGAAGUGACGUUGCAAGGGUUAGUGUACAAAAAGCCCAAUGCCGAUGGUGCCACUCGGGAUGAAUCGCCCCCUUCUCCCUCCCCCCCCCUUUUUUUUCUCCUUAAGCCGCUGAUUCCGAGUACACAAUAAGAUGACAAGGUCAAUUUCUUGACAGGGUUGUGAUGCUUUCUAGAUGUGAUCCACUGUUGGAAUACCACCUUAUGGGAUGAAAGAGGAUCUCCCAAGGGCGACAACACCCCGUAGUGGCGUCAGUGGUUGUACUGGCGUGCCUUGUUUUUGUGACGCCUAAAUGCUGUCACCGAAUGCUGCCAGAGUCACGUCACGGUAACAAAAUCCUACGCUAACACACAAUACAGGAUCUUGCUGUUGUGGGGAUCUGGACAUGUUAAAAAUGAAAUUUAAAAAAUGGUUUCUUCUUAUUAAAGAGCCUUCGGGAAGAAGUGAACAAAUGUAAGGAGUUGGCUCUGUAAUCGGGAGACUGGUAUUCAUGGAGUUGAAUUUACGCAGUCAACACCAAAUAAAUACUAUCUGUAAUUUCAUGGGGUGGAGUACAGAAAAGAUACACAGAUGGUCACCGUCAGCUACUUUCUGACGGAAUUAUUUUAAAUUGUUAAUUAUUUUUUUUUAAUUCACUUUUUUUUUAUAAUGUUUUUUUUUUUAAUGUAUUUUUUGUGUAUACUUAUAUAAAAUAUCGCCAUGAAAUAUAUUGUAUUAUUCUCAUAAUUCUUAUGGUCAGUCAAUGGACUUGAUUUAUUAUAAUUCUUUUAAUGUGGCUAUAAAUAAAUUUAAAUACAAAAUAAACACAACUUGCCAACUC